Molecule: messenger RNA, 2406 nt
Organism: Orussus abietinus
Lineage: Eukaryota; Metazoa; Arthropoda; Insecta; Hymenoptera; Orussidae
Product: X-ray repair cross-complementing protein 6
Exons: 11
Coding region: 227-2002 (591 amino acids)
Biological process (GO): cellular response to X-ray; double-strand break repair via nonhomologous end joining; telomere maintenance
Cellular component (GO): nucleus; Ku70:Ku80 complex
Molecular function (GO): double-stranded DNA binding; damaged DNA binding; telomeric repeat DNA binding
Source: RefSeq, a predicted model, not a curated record
CAUACAGGGGGGUGUGUCAAUGUUAUAUUUAUUGCUCCAUUCGUCAAUAAGUAUCAACAAUAUUUGUUAGAAGGUUAUUAAUUUAUGGGUUUUAAUUUGAGUUAUCAAUCCAAAUGCAUUAUUAACCUUCAGCGCACCGUUGGCUCUGCUACGCGGACGUUCGUCAUACGUUAAGAAACUUGCAGAGCGCUACGGUUUAAACUGAAGAAGUUAUAAUUGACAAAGUAUGGCUGAUUCAUUGCAACUCAAUCUCGACUCUACCGAGGAUGACACAAAAGAAGAAUUGUACAGUGUACGUGAUGGUAUGAUCUUUAUAAUCGAUGCUACCAAAGACAUGUUUGAACCGGAUAGUGAUUCUUGUUAUUUUUCUCAAUGCCUUAAGAUUUAUCAGAACAUUUUAUCACAAAAAUUAGUAGAUAAUAAGCAAGAUUGGAUGGGAAUCACACUUUGUGGAUCAGAGAAGCAUGAUCAGGAUUUGGAUAUUAAAAACAUUUUAACUGUGCAAAAACUUUCUCCAGUAACAAUUGAGAUGAUGCAGAUGAUAAUGAAUAUAUCGAAAGAUUGCAAAGCAUACGCCACGGAGAUUGGCCACUCGAAAAAUUUUCCCUUACGUAAUGGAUUAUGGUAUGCUAGUCAACAGUUCAGCGCUGUCAAUGUAACAAUGGGUAUGAAAAGCGUCUAUCUAAUGACAACGCAAAGUGAUCCAUUUAAAGGAGAAGAUGCAGAGAAACAUGGCGUCAGAUUGCAAGCUCAAAGAUUCAGCGACAUCAAUAUAGAUUUUCGCGUAAUUGGGCUGGGACCCAAUUGGGACGAAAAUGUCUUUUUCAAAGACGUAGAGCUGAUCUCUGGUAAAAUUCAGGGAGAAGAUUACACAAGAUUAUAUCUACAAGAUUUAGAGUUGCAAGUGAAGCAGCCAUCAACAGUUAUGGCCAACAUUCCUUUAAGACUCGGUGGUGUUAAGAUUCCCGUUACAUUGAGUGAUUUAUGUAGAAAAAUAUUGUAUUCUUCUCGUAUGCGUAUCGACAAAGCAACUAAUGAACAAUUGAAAACGGUGGGAGUUUUUGAGAAAGGGAAGACUGAAGAAAAGAAGGACAGGGAAGAGGAUGAUGAGGAAAAGGGAGAGGAUGAAGAGGAUUCAGAGGAGAUACUGACAUCCGAUGAUGUCCAGUACGUUCAGACCUUUGGUGGCAAAGACAUUUAUUUUAAUGGAAAAGAAAUUAAAGGCCUAGGGAAUAUACGCCCUCCUGGAAUUGAUCUACUUUGUUUCAAGCCGUUGAAUUUCAAUAUAGCAUACCACGUUGACCCACCGAACAUUGUUCAAUACAGUACAUCUGCUUCAGAGAGCGAGAAAAUGUUAUUUGUCGGUUUAUUGGUUAAGUGUCAGGAGAAAAAUAUCAUGGGUGUAUGUUCAGUGACUAUUAGGAAAAACUCGGCACCUCUUUUCUAUACAAUGAUACCAGACAUGGAGCACAGUGGAUUUUAUUUGUACAAGCUCGCGAGUAUGGAACAAGUGAAUGAUAUCGAGGCAGAGGAAGCCGAGGAGUGGAUGACCAAUGAUGAUGAUGGACUUCCAAUUGAUGAAGAAGGAGUUGAACUUUUUGAGGAAAUUAUUCAGAAAACUAAGUUUAUAUAUCACCAGGAUUUAUUUCACGAUCCAGUAAUACAAACAAAACUUGAAGGCAUUGAAGCAUUAGCACUGAACAAAGAGAAGCUAAGAGAUAUCACAGACACAACAAUUCCACUAGUGAAAAAUAUGCAAGAACGACUGGGAGAUUUACCGGAACAGUUUGAUAAACUGUUUGGAAAUAUGGAAGAACAAAGUUCAGCAUCGAGCAAUUCAGGCGUGAGCAGGAAGCGAAAAGUGGAAAAUUGUUUUUUCAACAAAACAAAAUUUGAUAGUUACACCGUAGUACAAUUGAGAGAGUACUUGAAGAACAAAGGGUUGGCAACAUGGGGCAAAAAAGCUGAUCUUAUAAACAGAAUUUAUCAGAAUUUUUCUUAAAAUCAAUUUAAUCGUUGGAUAAAUUCCUUCAAUAUUUGUCAUAUUUGGCAAAAUUUAACGUUAAUUUACACUCUUAAAUUAUUUACGCUCUUUAGAUUAUUUCUUGAUACAAAGAGGUCAUUUAAACUGCAACGAUAAUGAUCAUUCAAAGUUCGUUCUAUAGAGCUGUUACACUGAUAUGUUUAUAUGCUAAUUAUUUUUCACUGAUAUUAAUCAACGGUUAGCGCGAUCAUUAUUGAAUAACCAUAUGGAAAAAUUAUGUAGUGAUAGUAAUUUCAAAAUGUUUGCAGUUUGUAUAUGCACUUGUAGUGUUGAAUAUUUGUACAGUGCCCGGUUCAUAGAACCAAAAUAAAUCGAUUUCGACAAGGAAAAAAAGAAGAAACGCUUCCUAAAUCAUUGAUAAA